UCACUUAAGAAGAGUACGAAAGGAAGGAAGCAAAAUGAAGAUAUGGAGAAGGAGGCUGAAGCAAGCAGAGCAGAACUUGAGUUACUACUCACUGAUGACAAAGGAACUGAUACUGGUCCUAAGGGAUACAAUCUGAAGGCUAAAAAGACCAAGGGGAAAACGCAAAAAGAAGUUUUAGAUGAGAAAAAGAUACCAGUUGUCGAUGAUGAUCCACGAUUUUCUGCUUUCUUUACUUCACCUCUCUAUGCUUUGGAUCCCACCGACCCACAGUUCAAAAGGAGUGCAACCUAUGCUCGACAAAUAUCCAAAAAGCGGCAGAAGGGAGAGCAGGAAGAAAUGGUUGGAGAGGACACUAAGAUACCCACUGAUGCUCCUGGGAUGAACGAAGCUGAGCGUGAGAAGUGCGAUAUUUUACCAUCAAAGGAGAAGCAUAACCUGUGUUCGAUGGUGAGAUCGGUUAAGAUGAAGUUAAAACAAGUUCAACUGCCCUCGGGUGGUAAAAAGAAGCAGCAUCAGGUUCAUUCAAAGAAGGCAAAGAAUAAAUGAAAC
Molecule: messenger RNA, 549 nt
Organism: Hibiscus syriacus
Lineage: Eukaryota; Viridiplantae; Streptophyta; Magnoliopsida; Malvales; Malvaceae
Product: ESF1 homolog
Exons: 2
Coding region: 43-546 (167 amino acids)
Biological process (GO): rRNA processing
Cellular component (GO): nucleus
Molecular function (GO): RNA binding
Source: RefSeq, a predicted model, not a curated record